Misgurnus anguillicaudatus (oriental weatherfish) is the source of this 6577-nucleotide messenger RNA. NCBI's taxonomy places the organism in Eukaryota, Metazoa, Chordata, Actinopteri, Cypriniformes, Cobitidae. The record is from RefSeq and is a predicted model, not a curated record.
CAUGCCGGAGCUCGCCCUGCUGAGUGGCAAAACAUUCAACAAAAUGGCUGGUUUUCAUAGCGACUGCUGCGUAAAACCCCAGUAAAACUGACUAUUAUCAGCUUAAAUUGAAUUUAGUGGCCCUAACAUUAACCCUAACAACUUGCCAAACAACCAGUAGUCUGUAGACAUUGGCAUAUGCCAGACAUUGGUUUUCCUGACAUAUAAGUUUGUCUUGCCUAACACUAUUAAACCAUUCCACCUUUGUAAAACACAAGGCUCAUCAUAAUGGAUGUUUUUUAUGAAGGCCCUCGACAAAACUUUGCAAUUACACAGAAUAAGAGUAUUCAUUUAUGUGUAUUUCAUGUAUUUUUAUAGGAUUUUUAUCCCAAAAUUAUACAUAACUGACAUAUGGCUACUGCUACUGAUUUACUUCUCCUUUGAGUGGCAAAACAUUCAACAAAAUGGCUGGCUGUCCUAGCGGCGGCCGCGAAAAUGUCAGUAUAACUGACAAUUAUCAGCAAAAAAUAAAUUUAGUUGCACUUGAUAGUGACCCUAACAACUUGUCAACCCACCUGUGGUCUGUGGACGUUGGCAUGGACGAUCCAUUUACUUCUACUUUCAGUGUUACUUGGCAGUUUGUUGAACGAUAGCUCUACGAAUUCUUGUUAAUCUUUCGCAAAACACCUUUUUCCCAAUUAGACGCGUUUUCCCCGUGUUUCUGCUGAUUUCACUCACAAAUUCUGCCACUCUGUCUUUUGCCACUCAGUGGGCAUAACCACAGUAACUUUACCCGAGGUGAUGUCACGUGCAUACCCUCUAUUCAUAGGCUGUGUCCGAAAGCUUAGGCAGCUGACUUGUUGCCUCGCUGCCGCAUGAAGCAAUCACUUCGGAGGCAGCUCUGGGAAACGCAUUAGGACAGCAAUGGGCAGCAAAAUAUAAUUCUGUUUGAAAUAUAAACAGAGAGCACCUUAACUAAUCGCAUAUUUGAAAACUACAAUACUAAUUUCUUGCUUGAAUGCAAUUAAAAGGUGGAAAAGUGAUAAUAUAACUUUAUUUAAACUAAAUUUGUGCUCAAGACGCUUUCUUGGCCGCCAUUUUAUUUUUUCGAUCUUGACCAAGCUUGACCAAUCACAUUCCCCGUGCACGCACACACAUAGAAUUGUGGGACGGGACAAUGAAGGUAUCUUAGGAAACAGGAAGUAAGUAUCCCAUGAUCCCACAGAAGAGGAGUUAUCCAAUGAAGAAGAAGACGGGGGGCGUUGUUUUAUUCAAAAAUGUCCAAAAGCGGUAACACGGCUCUAUUCAAAUGCAAACACAUAUAUUAAACAGCUUUCCCUUGUGUUUAAAUUGCGCUUGUUUAACGUCAUUCCAGUUAAAGGUGCUCUAAGCGAAUUCAAGCGUUUUAGACCAUAACAUAUUUCUUGUUACAUACAGCAAACAUCUCCUCACUAUCUGCUUGCUGCCUGUCCGCUGAUCAAACUGUAAAAAACGUGAUCUCUGUAGACAGCCCAGGCUCCACAAACUGCAAUAAAAACAAAGUGGCCAAACCUACCACCAGAAACCAUAACAAAGUGUUCCAACCAAUAAACGACAAAAAGGAUUUGGGAGUGGGGGUUGGGCGCGUUCAUGAAAGCACGGAAGGGAGAGGGAGGGGGAGGAGUUAGCCACGCUCCGUUUGUUAGAAAACAGUUCAAACAUCAACAAAAAGUGACGUCGCACAGAUUCGCUUAAAGCGCCUUUAACGACUAAUUUGUUGUUAUGACGAUGUAUGUUACGUAAUGUAUCAACACGGCGGAUGUAGUACGUCCGCAUUCAUUUAUACAAUCCUUGUUCAUACUAAAUAGUACAGGGACAGGCAACUUCGGUCCUGGCGGGCCGGUGUCCCUUAGUUGGAGCUAAAGUCUGCAGGACACCGGCCCUCCAGGACCGAAGUUGCCCAUCCCUGAUAGUACCUACUGUCACAUUAUGUGAUUUCGGACACAACCCUUAACCGGCUCUCUCGCAGUUUUGAUCAUGUGCACGUCUCCGCCUGUGAAAGAUAAAUGUCACACGCAGAAGUGCAAAGUAACACAUAAACGUCUAUGCUUGACUCAUGCAGUUGGCAGAGAAACUGUGAAAAUAAAAGUUGAUGUUUGACAUUUACAGGUUCUGCAGACAUGAGAAGAAAUACAACAUUAUAUCUUAAGACAGAUUUCCCAUUGGCUCUUUAAAUGACUAUAUGUACUAUGUGACGUCACUGCCUGCAAGAAACCUGACAAAUCUCCAAGUCCCAUUUAAACGCAGUUUUCUGCAAAGCCGGUUUAUUGAUUUGCAUGUAAACGCAGGAAAACAGUUUUCUACAAUAAGCAGACUUUUGAUAGUUAUCCGCUUAUUCUGUGCAUGUAAACGCACUCAGUGUUGGCGUCGAGCACAGGUUUUUCAAAUCCAAGUUGAGUCUAAGUCAAAUCUGAGUUGAGUCCAAGUCAAGACCAAAUCUAGAAAAAGCUGUAUUUUUGGCAGUUUUUGGUCUGGACUCACAUGAGCUGGACUCGACUACAACACUGCAUUCAAUAUCUUCAUUUUUAACCGUCUCAACACACUAAAUUAAUGUUGCUAAACAUGAUAUAGGUUAUAGACGGUUUCAUCGGACGCACGUGCGGUGACGCGAUACGCGUCUGGUCCGAACUUUACUUCCGGUUUCAGUUUUUUUAAUGGUCUGACUAGUUGCUAAACUGAACUCUUGAACACAUACCUUGUCGAAAAUAACAAAUGUUUUGGUUUUUCUAGGUAAUCUACAUGUUGUUUAUAUAAAUAAACUACGUUUAAAGGACUUUGUUGUUAUUUAUUCUUAGCAGAGCUUACUGGAAGUUACGUGUGGACAACGAAAGCUGCUUGUUUAUGUUGUAACUGCUGAAACCGUCUAUAGUUGAACCACUAAAGGCUUUUUAUGAUCCUGCGAGGGGACCAAAAAACGAAAUCACAUAACGUCAGAGAAAAAGGUCAAAAAUGGUCCCUAGCUGUCUGGUUUUCUUUUAAAAAAUUACACAUUUGCACCUAAAGAGUUCAUAUUAGAACCUCAGAGGUGCAAAUUCGUAAGCUUGGGACCACUGUGAUAUGUUUUUCUAACAGUGCAUUGUGGAUAUUAGAAAUUAAGUUGUAUACAUAUACUAUACUAAAAGUCAAUACAUAAAUCCUGCAAUGAGGUGUUUGGAAGGCACUAUUAGUAUUAAGAAGGGAUACAGUACAUAUACUGUAGAUACACAGACAUUGUUUACUGUACAUUGUGGCAACAGUCACUGGCCCAGAUUCAAGCUAUUCAUCCGUCCACAUGAGUCUUGCAUCUGCAGUGGCUUGUUUCCAGGUGUCGGCCCCUCAACCGGAGGCUCGUGAGAAUAAGAGACCCUGGGGCAGUGCCCCCAUUAGCUGUAAUUCACAUUUGGGUUUGAGGUGUUUUGACCACAGAAAAGGAUAAAUGGCGACACAUUGCUGCAGAAAUACAUUUUGUUACCCACCAUUAAGAGCAGACCCAUAAAGUACAGUAUGUGACAAGACAGAACAUCUGCUGUAAGCAUUAAGUCUUCUUCACGAUCAUCCCUAAAAGAGCACCUACAAACCUACCGCAUACGGUUUAUUAAGAAGCGUCACUUUUGUGAGUUGCCAAUUCCAAUAAUGACCGUGAGUAAACCUUUGCAAUGUGUCCUGAGAGGUGAUAGAUGUUUAUUGCCUUCCUGCUCUCCUGUUUAAUAAAUGGCUUAUUUCCACUCUUCCUUUGAUCCUUUGCUAAUUUGUGAGUCUUCCAGUAACAGAAGGAAUGCAGUGACUACAAACAGGGAUCUUAUUCGUAAAGGUUUGGAGGAACUCCAGAAAGUGCGGCCAGGUGGAGACACUUUUAUGCAUGAUGGCAUUCAGAGGGCAAGCGAACAAAUUUACUACGGUAACACUGAGGGAUACAGGACAGCCAGCGUCAUCAUCGCCCUCACAGACGGGGAGUUACAUGAAGAUCUCUUCUACUACGCUGAGAGAGAGGCCAAUCGCUCUCGGAGCCUGGGUGCAUCUGUUUACUGUGUAGGGGUGAAGGACUUCAAUGAGACUCAGCUGGCCAAAAUCGCUGACAGCAAAGAUCACGUUUUCCCAGUGAAUGGUGGUUUUGAAGCACUACAAGGCGUCAUUGAUUCGAUCUUGAAAAAAUCAUGCAUUGAGAUUCUUGCUGCAGAACCUUCCAGUAUCUGUGCUGGAGAGGCAUUUCAAGUUGUAGUAAGGGGGAAUGGAUUUCUUCAUGCCAGAAAUGUGGACAAGGUCCUUUGCAGCUUCAGAAUAAACGACACCCUCACCAGAAUGGUUAAGCCAUUGAUAGUGGAGGACACAUACCUGUUAUGUCCAGCUCCUGUUCUUGGGGAAGAGGGAACGGCAGCCUCCCUUUACGUUAGCAUGAAUGAAGGCCUGAGUUUUAUCUCCAGUUCUGUGACCAUCACUACUGUUAGCUGUUCUGAUGGUACGAUUUUGGCCAUAGCUCUUUUGAUUGUGUUGUUACUGCUGAUUCUGGCCCUUCUCUGGUGGUUUUGGCCUCUCUGCUGCACAGUGAUUAUCCAUGAACCUCCACCACCAGUUAUAGAAGACAGUACGGAUGACGAAGAGGAUGGAACUCCAAAGAAGAAGUGGCCCACAGUUGACGCCUCCUACUAUGGAGGAAGAGGAGUUGGGGGAAUUAAAAGAAUGGAGGUCCGCUGGGGUGAAAGGGGUUCGACCGAGGAGGGGGCUAAACUUGAAAAGGCGAAGAACGCAAGAGUUAAGAUGCCUGAACAAGAGUUCGACGUUCCUCCUUCUCGCAUCUUAAAUAACGGCAUGCGGAAACCCCCAGGUCCUCGUAAAUGGUACUCACCAAUUAAGGGUAAACUGGAUGCAUUAUGGGUACUGGUGAAGAAGGGCUAUGACAGAGUAUCAAUCAUGCGACCUCAACCAGGAGAUAAGGGUCGAUGUAUAAACUUCACUCGCAUCAGGUCCAGUUCUCCUCCUCAUUAUUCAAACUACAACCACCACUCUUCACCCGUCUACACUUCCCCAGAAAACUUCAACCCACCUCCUCCUCAGGGCCAGCUUCCCCCACCUCCUCGCAGUCCACCGGCCUCCCUCCCCUCCAGUUUUCCUCCCCUACCAUCCACCCCGCCUCCUCAUUCGAUUACUCCGUCCCCUCCCAUUACCCCGCCUCCGUCUUAUUCUCCACCCCCUGUUUGGUCUUCACCAUCCACUGCCUUUUUUUCUCCAUCCUCUCUUCCGCCAUCACCUACUUCCUCCCUGCCUCCACCUCCUCAGGCCCCACCCCCAUGCAGAGCUCCGCCUCCGGACCGCCCACCUCCGCGGCCUUCCGUGUAAUCUGCCAAAAGAGUGGACUACGGUGAAGGCUUGAAGUUGAGGUAAUCAGGAAAUAUAAAUAUACUUGGAAAUAUAUUUUCCACAACCUUAUCUUUGCUGAAACCUCAGCGUGGUUUCAAUCGAAUUUACAAAGACCCACCUGUGGCGUCAAGGGCAUCUGCCCAAUUACAUGAAACAGUAUACAAGUCACCAUGCAUUUGCUUGUUUGUGAACUAAAUUCACAAAGCAGACAUUUCAUUGAUGGAUCCACAGAUGUUUCAAAGUCAGGCACAUGGGACCGUUUCAUAAAGGAGAUAUAUAGAGGACAGCUGAAUGAACUUUCUCGCUCCGAAUGUGUGUUUGACGACAAUCAAAGAAAUGUGUGAACAGUUUUUGACUUUUUUCAAUUUGUUACCAUUUAUAACACCAUAAUGGCUUUCCGAAAAACCAAACAAUGUGUCGUAUUCAUUUUUGAUUGAUGUUUCUAAUGAAAGCCCCUUGUUUGCUUUCAACCACAUUUUUGGUGAAACCAUGUCUCUUGCCAUUGGACGGAAAAAGCUGUUGGUCGUUCAGGUAAUCUUUAUUUGUGCAAUAGUGAUUUUAGUGGCUUUGAUUUGUAGGGGCAUACGGUAUUUUUAUUAGAUAUUUUUCAUAAAAAUCGUGAGACCAGCCAAACUAGAAUAAGAACCGACUUGAAACAUCAGGAAUAAAUGUACCUGAAAUGUACCAAAGCAACAUCACCUUACUUUGCACAUCUCACAUUUGUAAUGGUGGAUAGUUGCAACACUAAAAUAUUUAGUAGGAACAAUCAUACUUUUACACAUGCUGUAAUGUAAAAAUCCAUGUAUCCUUUUGUAUAGUUUUCUUUUGAUAUACAUUUUUUUCUGUUCUGUUGUUGUUGUUGUUGUUGUGUUUUUAUAUUAUUAUGGCAUGAUUGAGUUUUUGAAUAAUGUAAAGGAAAGACAACAUGAGAGUUUCCCAGAAAUAGUUUUAUAGUCGUUUUCUCUUUGAAUAAUAUCCACAGCAGAUUAUAAAAUAGUUUUAUGUGUUUUGCAAAAAAACUAUUUACAACCAAAGUCUAAUCAAUUUGAUAUAUGUGUUUGUUUGUAUUCAUAAAUUACAUUUUGUAUGUAUUGUCAUAAUAUAGCACAGCUGCAUCAUCCACGAUCCUUGAGCUCUUGUCAUCUCUCGUUGUAUUCACUUUAAAUUAUUGCAGUCCCAUACUGAUGUCACUGCUGUGUUUAUAUGACUCUCAAGCCCUGAUUUU